Molecule: messenger RNA, 3782 nt
Organism: Drosophila takahashii
Lineage: Eukaryota; Metazoa; Arthropoda; Insecta; Diptera; Drosophilidae
Gene: Nmdar2
Product: NMDA receptor 2
Biological process (GO): monoatomic ion transport
Cellular component (GO): plasma membrane
Molecular function (GO): NMDA glutamate receptor activity
Source: RefSeq, a predicted model, not a curated record
CGUCGCAAUCAGUCCGCAGAGCGCGCUCCGUUCCGUUCUGUCCUGUUCUGUUCUGUUCCGCUCGCUCCGUGUCGUUCGGUUCGCAUCCGCAUCCGCAGGAGCUGCCCAGCCGACGUCCAGAGUUUCGGUUUCGGUUUCAGUUUCAGCUUGCGUCUCCGUUUUCCACAUUUAACUGAGAACUGAGCUGAUCUGUGCUGAGCCUGGCUUGGCCACAAGCGGCUAAAACGAACUUGGGAACUGGGAACUUGAGACUGGACUAGACCUAGACUAGAACUUGACCCGGACUAGACCUAGACUGGACUAGACUAGACCCAAAAGUGAGCCUAGGAUGCGAACGUAAACCAAUGCACAGCAGCCAAUACAAUCACAACAACUCCCCGGGGAAGCGAACAGAGGGCCAGGCAAUCCAUCCACACACCGAUCAAUAUCCCCUCGAAUAUCGAAUAUAUCAAAUAGCAGCCCAUCCCGGCCAGAUGCACUAGAGACCAGCCGGAGCACGGAGCACCGAGCACCGGAUCCCAGCGAACUCAAGUCCACAAGCCAUGAUGCCCAGUCGCGUCAAGCUGAAAUCGGGGGGCAGGGAUCGGGAGGAGGAGGAGUUACAGCCGAAGUCACAGUCCAACACUGCCAGUUACAGCCAGCACAAUAGCAAUAGCCAUUCCCCGAUCUCGAUCUCGAACCCUCCGCCACUGCUGAUCCUCCUCCUCCUGCUCGCUGUGCUCCUGCCCUCCUGCCACGCCCUCCGGCUGACCAACGGGGGCGGCAGCCUGAGCAAGGGCGCGGCGGCCAACAAGGAGCAGCUCAACAUCGGCCUGAUCGCCCCGCACACGAACUUCGGGAAGCGGGAGUACCUGCGGAGCAUCAACAACGCGGUCACCGGACUCACGAAGACGCGCGGCGCCAAGUUGACCUUCCUCAAGGACUACUCCUUCGAGCAGAAGAACAUCCACUUCGACAUGAUGUCGCUGACGCCCAGUCCCACAGCCAUCCUGAGCACCUUGUGCAAGGAAUUCCUGCGCGUGAACGUCUCGGCCAUCCUGUACAUGAUGAACAACGAACAGUUCGGCCACAGCACGGCCUCGGCGCAGUACUUCCUGCAGCUGGCCGGCUACCUGGGCAUCCCGGUGAUCUCGUGGAACGCCGACAACUCGGGCCUGGAGCGCCGGGCCUCCCAGUCGACGCUGCAGCUGCAGCUGGCGCCGAGCAUCGAGCACCAGAGCGCCGCCAUGCUGAGCAUUUUGGAGCGCUACAAGUGGCACCAGUUCUCGGUGGUCACCUCGCAGAUAGCCGGCCACGAUGACUUCGUGCAGGCGGUGAGGGAGCGCGUGGCCGAGAUGCAGGAGCACUUCAAGUUCACCAUCCUCAACUCGAUAGUGGUUACGCGCACCAGCGACCUGAUGGAGCUGGUCAACAGCGAGGCACGCGUGAUGCUGCUCUAUGCCACGCAAACGGAGGCCAUCACCAUUCUGCGGGCCGCCGAGGAGAUGAAGCUCACCGGGGAGAACUAUGUGUGGGUGGUCAGCCAGUCGGUGAUCGAGAAGAAGGACGCCCACUCGCAGUUCCCCGUCGGCAUGCUGGGCGUCCACUUCGACACCUCCAGUGCGGCGCUGAUGAACGAGAUCUCCAAUGCCAUCAAGAUCUACAGCUACGGCGUGGAGGCCUACCUCACGGACCCGGCCAAUCGGGACCGCCGCCUCACCACCCAGUCGCUCUCCUGCGAGGACGAGGGUCGUGGUCGCUGGGACAACGGAGAAAUCUUCUUCAAGUACUUGCGCAACGUGUCCAUCGAGGGGGACCUCAAUAAGCCGAACAUCGAGUUCACGGCUGACGGGGACCUGCGCUCGGCGGAGCUCAAGAUCAUGAAUCUCCGGCCCAGCGCCAACAACAAGAACCUGGUGUGGGAGGAGAUUGGAGUGUGGAAGUCGUGGGAGACGCAGAAGCUGGACAUCCGCGACAUUGCGUGGCCCGGCAACUCGCACGCCCCGCCCCAGGGCGUGCCGGAGAAGUUCCAUUUGAAGAUCACAUUCCUCGAAGAGGCACCCUAUAUCAAUCUGUCGCCCGCGGACCCCGUGAGUGGCAAGUGCCUGAUGGACCGCGGUGUGCUCUGCCGGGUGGCGGCCGACCACGAAAUGGCCGCCGACAUCGACGUGGGCCAGGCACACCGCAACGAGUCCUUCUACCAAUGCUGCAGCGGCUUCUGCAUCGAUCUGCUCGAGAAGUUCGCCGAGGAGCUGGGCUUCACCUACGAGCUGGUGCGGGUCGAAGAUGGUAAAUGGGGUACCCUCGAGAAUGGCAAGUGGAACGGCCUGAUCGCCGACCUGGUCAACCGCAAGACGGACAUGGUCCUCACCUCGCUGAUGAUCAACACGGAGCGGGAGGCGGUCGUCGACUUCUCCGAGCCCUUCAUGGAGACGGGCAUCGCCAUCGUGGUGGCCAAGCGCACGGGCAUCAUCUCGCCCACGGCCUUCCUCGAGCCCUUCGACACGGCCUCCUGGAUGCUGGUGGGCAUCGUGGCCAUCCAGGCGGCCACCUUCAUGAUCUUCCUCUUCGAGUGGCUCUCGCCCAGCGGCUACGACAUGAAGCUCUACCUGCAGAACACCAACGUGACCCCGUACCGCUUCUCCCUCUUCCGCACCUACUGGCUGGUCUGGGCCGUCCUCUUCCAGGCCGCCGUCCACGUGGACUCGCCGCGCGGCUUCACCUCGCGCUUCAUGACCAACGUGUGGGCCUUGUUCGCCGUGGUCUUCCUGGCCAUCUACACUGCCAACCUGGCCGCCUUCAUGAUAACCAGGGAGGAGUUCCACGAGUUCAGCGGUCUCAACGACAGCCGUCUGGUGCAUCCCUUCUCCCACAAGCCCUCCUUCAAGUUCGGCACCAUCCCGUACAGCCACACGGACUCGACCAUCCACAAGUACUUCAACGUCAUGCACAACUACAUGAGGCAGUACAACAAGACCAGCGUGGCCGACGGAGUGGCCGCCGUGCUCAACGGCAACCUGGACUCCUUCAUCUACGACGGCACUGUGCUGGACUAUCUGGUGGCCCAAGACGAGGACUGCCGGCUCAUGACCGUGGGCAGCUGGUAUGCGAUGACGGGCUACGGGCUGGCUUUCAGCCGCAACUCCAAGUACGUGCAGAUGUUCAACAAGCGACUGCUCGAGUUCCGGGCCAACGGGGACCUGGAGCGGCUGCGGCGCUACUGGAUGACGGGCACGUGCCGACCGGGGAAGCAGGAGCACAAGUCCUCCGAUCCGCUGGCCCUCGAGCAGUUCCUGUCCGCCUUCCUGCUCCUGAUGGCCGGCAUCCUGCUGGCGGCCCUGCUGCUGCUGCUCGAGCACGUCUACUUCAAGUACAUCCGCAAGCGGCUGGCCAAGAAGGACGGCGGCCACUGCUGUGCGCUCAUCUCGCUCUCCAUGGGCAAGUCGCUGACCUUCCGGGGCGCCGUCUUCGAGGCCACCGAGAUCCUGAAGAAGCACCGCUGCAACGACCCCAUCUGCGACACGCACCUCUGGAAGGUCAAGCACGAGCUGGACAUGUCCCGCCUGCGGGUCCGCCAGCUGGAGAAGGUCAUGGACAAGCACGGCAUCAAGGCGCCGCAACUGAGGCUGGCCUCCUCCUCGGACCUGCUGAACCACCAUCAUCUGAAGGAGCGGCCGCCACUGCUGGGCAACCUGAGUCUCGCCGCCAGCGCACAAGAUCUAUACAGGUGGUCGUACAAGACGGAAAUCGCCGAGAUGGAGACGGUGCUCUGAAGCGUUUGGAGCUUUUCGAGCUGAAAGAGU